Molecule: messenger RNA, 951 nt
Organism: Pyricularia pennisetigena
Lineage: Eukaryota; Fungi; Ascomycota; Sordariomycetes; Magnaporthales; Pyriculariaceae
Exons: 2
Coding region: 1-951 (316 amino acids)
Biological process (GO): branched-chain amino acid biosynthetic process
Cellular component (GO): mitochondrial nucleoid; acetolactate synthase complex
Molecular function (GO): acetolactate synthase regulator activity
Source: RefSeq, a predicted model, not a curated record
AUGGCUUCUCGCAGCCUGCUCUCAUCGACAUGGCGCGCCGCCACCGCCGCGGCGCUCCGACCCACGGCAGCCAUCAGACACUCAUCGAGUAGCUCGACGUCGGCCAUUGCCUACAAGGCGCUCCGCCGCCGCCAAGCGCCGCUUCCGACAAGCGACUCGCCGCCCGCCUGGUCCUCUGCCCAGGCUGCCGUCUCAAACAUUCUCUACGAGACCCCGACGCCGUCCACGGCGCCUCCCAAGAGGCACAUCCUCAACUGCCUCGUCCAGAACGAGCCUGGUGUCUUGUCCCGCGUUUCCGGCAUUCUCGCUGCCCGUGGGUUCAACAUCGACUCGCUCGUCGUCUGCAGCACCGAGGUCGCAGAUCUGUCGCGCAUGACCAUUGUGCUCACGGGCCAGGACGGCGUCGUCGAGCAGGCCAGGCGGCAGCUGGAGGACCUAGUCCCCGUCUGGGCAGUGCUGGACUACACCAACUCACCGUUAGUCCAGAGGGAGCUCCUUCUGGCCAAGGUUAACAUCUUGGGGCAGGAGUACUUUGAGGAGCUGCUGGACCACCAUCGCGAGAUCACCAGCGCCGACGUCGACGUCUCGGCCGCCGGCGAGGGCGAGCAGACCUUGGAACAGGUGGCGGCUGACUUCCACCCGAGCAGGUUGGCCGCCAGCGAGGCUUUGCGCCACAAGCAUGAGCACUUGAAGAGCAUCACGUACUUUACGCACCAGUUUGGUGGAAAGGUUUUGGACAUUAGCACAAACAGUUGCAUUGUUGAGCUUUCUGCAAAACCCUCGAGAAUUGACUCGUUCCUCAAGUUGAUUGGCCCCUUCGGCAUUCUUGAGUCUGCGAGGACUGGUCUGAUGGCAUUGCCGCGGUCGCCCCUGUAUGGGCCUAACGAGGAGGAAACUCUCAUCAAGGACGCUGAUGAUAUUGUUGACGCGAGCCAAUUGCCCCCUGGUUAA